GUUAUAUGGUGUCUUGGAUGCAGAGAUCACCGUAGAAGAUAUUGAAAAACAUUAUAAUUUUUCUACGUUGGAUUUCAUUUUGAAGUGCAGCAAAAAUGAAAAGAAAGAUCUUUUACUCCUUUUAGAGAAAGGUGCCAAUGCUAAUUUUUACAAAGACGGUGAAACUUCCCUGCUUACUAAUGCAUGCACAGGUCCAUUUCGAACAGAAGAGAAUGUUCGAAUUCUUUUGCAGCACGGCGCAAAUCCAAAUCAUGUUGAUGAGAAAGGAUUUUCAGUGCUUCAAAACAUUUUGAAACAAGGUUCGAGAUGCAAAGCUGCUCUUCAUCUUCUUGACUUUGGAGCUAAACCUGGUGACAACUGCUUAUGGACUAUGGUGCAGAUAGCUUCAAACGAUGACAUGUGGCUUAAGUUAGGAAAACGAUUGUUAGAGUGUGGUGCUGAUCCAAACGAAAUGUCAGAAAAAGAACAAUCCAUUCUUUCAGUUGCUAUCGAGAGAAAUUGUAUUGAAUUGGCGGAAGAACUAGUAAGAGUUGGUGCCAAUACUAACUUUAUUGACCAUUUAUGUAGGUCUCCGUUGGAUUAUGCUUGUCAGUUAGGCAUGAGGGACAGAGAAUUUAGAUGUUUAGGAAUACUCCUAAAAUAUCCUGUAAAGUUGGACAUUAGUAAUGUCUUCGAUCAUAUUGAUGCCCUUGGAAAAACUAGUAGCAAAACUUACACCAGCAUGCAUCAACAUAAUCUCACGUUUGACGUAAAGGGCGUUUUUCAACUUUUCGUUGCCGGGGCAGAUUUGAUGAAUAAACAGCCUGGGUAA
Molecule: messenger RNA, 811 nt
Organism: Saccostrea echinata
Lineage: Eukaryota; Metazoa; Mollusca; Bivalvia; Ostreida; Ostreidae
Exons: 3
Coding region: 371-811 (146 amino acids)
Molecular function (GO): protein binding
Source: RefSeq, a predicted model, not a curated record